Molecule: messenger RNA, 1819 nt
Organism: Anastrepha obliqua
Lineage: Eukaryota; Metazoa; Arthropoda; Insecta; Diptera; Tephritidae
Gene: mEFTu1
Product: elongation factor Tu
Exons: 2
Coding region: 136-1608 (490 amino acids)
Biological process (GO): mitochondrial translational elongation
Cellular component (GO): mitochondrion
Molecular function (GO): translation elongation factor activity; GTP binding; GTPase activity
Source: RefSeq, a predicted model, not a curated record
GAACGUUUUGGGGUUAGAUUUACGCAAUUGACUUUUACACGGGUUAUUAAUCGGCGUGAAUUUUCUUGCGAUAUCAAAGAAAAACCUUCUUCUAAAAGUUUGUUUGCAGUUUUUGAUUGAACUAUCAGCGGAACAAUGUCUGCUUUUGUUGCCGUACGUCAAGCAAAUGCACUGUGUGUUGCGACCGCUGCUGUGGGUCGUUGCAUAGCCACUCGUCGCGCACUGAGUACUGGACGUUUGAUUCGUUGCACAAGAGGAUCUGCCGCUGUGCUGUUACGUUGCCCACAUCGUUUACCCACACUUGCUGGGGCCACACCUAGUUUCCAACACUAUAUUCGCUCAUAUGCUAAUGAGAAAAAAGUAUUUGAGCGGACCAAACCUCAUUGCAAUGUGGGCACUAUUGGACAUGUGGAUCACGGAAAGACUACCUUGACGGCGGCUAUAACCAAGGUGCUGGCGGAAAAGGAAUUAGCUGAAAGCAAGAAAUACAAUGAAAUUGAUAAUGCACCAGAGGAAAAGGCUCGCGGCAUUACUAUUAAUGUAGCGCACGUGGAGUAUCAGACUGAAACACGUCAUUAUGGUCACACCGACUGCCCCGGCCAUGCCGAUUACAUUAAGAACAUGAUCACUGGUACAGCGCAGAUGGAUGGCGCUAUACUUGUGGUUGCUGCCACUGAUGGUGCUAUGCCGCAAACUCGUGAACAUUUACUACUAGCCAAACAAAUCGGUAUAAACCAUAUUGUAGUAUUUAUUAACAAAGUUGAUGCUGCUGAUCAAGAAAUGGUAGACUUGGUUGAGAUGGAAAUUCGCGAACUGAUGUCUGAGAUGGGCUACGAUGGUGAUAAUGUCCCUGUGGUGAAAGGUUCGGCGCUGUGUGCGUUGGAGGGACGUAGUCCUGAAAUCGGAUCAGAUGCUAUUAUGCAGCUAUUGAAAGAAGUUGACAGCUUCAUUCCAACACCGGUUCGUGAAUUGGACAAACCUUUCUUGCUGCCAGUUGAAAACGUCUACUCCAUUCCCGGACGUGGAACUGUCGUUACCGGACGUCUAGAGCGUGGUGUGGUUAAGAAAGGCAAUGAUUGCGAAUUUGUGGGUUAUAAUAAAGUUAUUAAAUCUACGGUAACUGGAGUUGAGAUGUUCCAUCAAAUUCUUGAUGAAGCACAGGCUGGUGACCAGUUGGGCGCAUUGGUGCGUGGUGUUAAGCGCGACGACAUCAAGCGUGGUAUGGUCAUGUGUAAGCCCGGUUCGGUUAAAGCUCUAGAUCAGCUGGAGGCACAAGUGUACAUCUUAGCCAAGGAAGAAGGAGGUCGCCAUAAGCCAUUUAUGUCCUUUAUUCAAUUGCAAAUGUUUUCGCGAACAUGGGAUUGUGCAGUGCAAGUGCAAAUACCAGAUAAGGAUAUGGUGAUGCCUGGUGAGGACACUAAAUUGAUUUUGCGCCUCAUACGUCCAAUGGUGUUGGAACAAGGACAGCGUUUCACACUACGUGAUGGUAAUUUAACAUUGGGCACAGGUGUUGUAACGAAAGUACUGCCGCCACUCAACGAAAAAGAACGAAUGUCGUUGACGGAAGGCAAAAAGGCGCGUGAGAAGAAGGAGGCUGCCAAGAAAUAAACCAAAAUGAAGUUUGUUUUCUAAUUAUAUUUAGUUUUAUAUAAAUAUCGUAUACCUUUGUAAUUGUAAAGUGGGGAAUCGAAAUGAGAAAUGACAAUUGAGCUCCUAAUGCAUUUCGAUUUUCGUCACAUAGAGUAUGAAAGUUGCAUUCAGCUUCAUAAUUCCAUGCAUUCAGUUGAUUGUUGAAUAAAGUCAGAAAUACAUUAAAAAA